Messenger RNA from Oikopleura dioica, 939 nucleotides. The record is from the annotation of a GenBank genome assembly. Lineage: Eukaryota; Metazoa; Chordata; Appendicularia; Copelata; Oikopleuridae.
AUGGAUAAACAUGAUGGCGGCGGAGAUCAGCAUCAGCACAUAUCCCCUUCGAAUUCAAAAAGUUUCUGGCGGCCGGAGCAGAUGGUUACUUUGGAAGAAAUUAGACCGCCCUCGAAUGACUCCAAUGAUGGAGACGGAAGCCAAAAUGAUGAUGCUGGCUCUCAGUCGCUCAAUACAGAACAAGCGCUGCAGAAACUGAACCAGAUGCUGCGAAAGAACUCAGAAGACGUCAAUUAUUCGGGAAACAACGAAUAUCAGGUUAUUAAAUUUCAAGUAAAUCGACCGGAAUUUUCCUCUGGCCGCAUUUUCACCCCACAUUUCGACGAAAACGAACAAGAGCCAGAAGAAUCGCCGCCGGUCGAGAGUUCGAAAAAACAUGACCCCUCGGACGGGUCAAAUUCAAACUCCAACUCAACCGGCAGUGAUGACUCGCUCGGUAACGGCGAGUACAUCGAAACGAUCGAAAGGGACUCCGAAUUUUUCGAAGAAACAAAUGGAUCGGUCAAAAAUGAACCGGACCAGAAUUUGGACAAUCAAGGGUCUUCAUCAAGCUCCUCCUCCGGAAAAUUCAACGAUUGGGGUUCCAGCAGACAAGCAUAUCCAAAAAAUUUCAACCCUGCAACGGCUCAUUUUACCGAAGACGAAUUAAAACCGACGCCGAUUUCAAGAAAAGCGCAAAAGAAACUUGUGAAGCCGGAAGAUAAGGAUGAAAAAUACUGGCAAAAGAGGAAGAAAAAUAACGCGGCCGCGAAGCGAUCGAGAGAAGCGCGGAGAUCACGGGAGAAUCAGAUUGCGAUGAGGGCCGGGUUUCUCGAAGCGGAUAAUGCGGCGCUCAAGGAGGAGUUGUUGAAUGUCAAAGAAGAGCUGCAAACACUGAAAGAAAAGCUGCUGGUAGUGCAGAUGCGCGCAGCCACAGAAGGAAAACUACUGAACGACUAA